Molecule: messenger RNA, 7108 nt
Organism: Rhagoletis pomonella (apple maggot)
Lineage: Eukaryota; Metazoa; Arthropoda; Insecta; Diptera; Tephritidae
Gene: Pkn
Product: serine/threonine-protein kinase N
Exons: 13
Coding region: 989-5725 (1578 amino acids)
Biological process (GO): intracellular signal transduction; peptidyl-serine phosphorylation
Molecular function (GO): small GTPase binding; ATP binding; protein serine/threonine kinase activity
Source: RefSeq, a predicted model, not a curated record
GCGAAACAAAGCGACAAGAAUUUGGUUGUCGGUUGUUGAGGUGUUGUGCCUGAUAUAUUUUCUUUUCUAUUUGAAUUUUAUAAUUUCCGAUUAAAUUUUGCUCAAAGUUCCGCGUUUUCCAUAAAAAAAACUAAGCUCUGGUGUUUGAGCGUCAUAAUCCGUCGCGAACAGGCAUAUUGCAUUUACAAUUAAAGCGUAAAUGUUCCAUUAAAACUCGUCUAAAAUAUUUGGUGAAAUAAUUGCGAAGUGAAAAAACCUGAUAUUACGGGCUCCGUGCUGCGGCUAGCGUGUAAGCAAAAGAAAAAAAAAAAAUAAUUGCAAUCUUUUGUCUUAGCAUAAAUUGCUGAGCGGCAAUUCGUACGAACAAAAAAUAAUACAACGACUAGUAUCUACACAAGUUAUUUGGCAGAUUGGAUUUGCUUCAAGGCUAGAUUGCAUGUAUGGCACCUGAAAACUUUGGGAAUUCUGCAUAUAUCCAUAAUUCCACGUCCCUUCAACAUUUUUUUGUUUGAACGUUGUAUGCAUGGAAAACCAACGCAGGUGUCUUGCCCUUUGUGAGAAACUAAAAGCGCGCGAAACAAGUAAACUCUAGUCUCGUCUUUGCAAUUGAAACAAAUUCCUUUAUACUCGUACAACCUAUCGCCACCACUCCACGGAAAUAAAUUUAGCCAAGAAAUUAUAAUUGCGUUCGACAAAUAACACAAUUAAUUCCGAGCUAACUACUUAUUUGCCAGUAAAUAUAUUUCAGUACAUACAUUUCUUAUAAAUGUUUUAAAACGUCUUGGAAAAGAAUGUGCAAAAAUAACAUAGACAGUAGUUUGCGACAAAAUAACGUAAUUAAUUUUUAAUUACUCUCGCGUAGAAAGUUUGCUCGUGAAAUGAAUUAAUUCUUAGAAUUAGUUUUUUUUUAAUAAAUUAAAAUAUCGCACAUUUCGAAUCAAGCACCAAAUAGAAAAAGCAUCAACGUCUUUUGGAGUCUACUGUUAACAUGGCGGAUUCAUAUUACCAGGGUGACUACAUUAAACAUCCCGUCCUUUACGAGCUCAGCCAUAAAUAUGGUUUCACUGAUAAUCUACCCGAGAGUGCGCUGCCCAAUCGCCUGGAAGAAAUUAAAGAGGCGAUACGACGGGAAAUUCGCAAAGAGCUGAAAAUCAAAGAAGGUGCCGAAAAGUUGCGCGAAGUGGCCAAAGAUCGACGAUCCUUGAACGAUGUGGCAUCAAUCGUAAAGAAAAGCAAUAGCAAACUGGCUGAGUUGAAGUCGGAAUUGCAAGAAUUGGAAAGUCAUAUUCUUCUAACACAAGGCAACUCUGUGAGCAAUGGAAGAGAUGGAUAUUCUUCAAAUCUAUCGACGCCAACCUCUACUUUGGGCGGCAGUGUCAGCAGCGCUAGUUUGGGUGGUGGCGGCAAUGGGGGUGGUCUUAUUGGUGGCGGACAUGAACAACUUUCAGCGAAUGACAAGAUGCUCAUCUCACUCGAGAAGCAAUUGAAUAUCGAAAUGAAAGUAAAGAAUGGCGCUGAGAAUAUGAUACAGUCCCUGGCCAAUGGUCAUCAUGGGCGCGACAAGAAGCUAUUAGCCGAGGCGCAGCAAAUGCUAGCCGAUUCAAAGGCGAAAAUUGAAUUCCUGCGGCUACGCAUACUCAAAGUAAAGCAGAACAAGGAGCAUGCUCAUAAAUUGUCUGCACAGGCAGCUAUUGCGGCUAGUGGUGAUGGCGAGAAUGGCGGUCAGCCACAGCGGCUGGAGACGACGCUCGAAGAGCGUAUCGAAGAGUUGCGGCAUCGUUUACGCAUAGAGGCCGCUGUGGUAGAUGGAGCAAAGAAUGUGAUACGUACCCUACAGAAUAAUAAAGUGCCCGAUAAGAAGGCGUUGCAAGAGGCAAACAUACGCCUUAGCGAAUCGUCGCGUAAAUUGGAUCUUCUCCGGCACUCACUUGACUUGCGGCGUCUGGAAUUGCCAGUAGAUUCACCAGCCGCCCACCAAUUGAAAUCCGAGCUGCAGUCAGUUCAGCAGGCUUCGUCUCCAAUUCCAGUCACCUACACGUCGCUGCAGCCCUUCCACGGUGGCUUACUAGGCGGCAAGCCGUAUCAGCAAGUCUCACUGGGGCGUUGCGCCAGCGUUUCGGGUAAGUUGGAAGUGCGCCUGAUGGGUUGUCAGGGCCUGCUGGAAGAUGUGCCUGGCCGCUCGAGACGCGACAAAGACAACAACUCCAGCCCUGGUGAUUUGCGUAGCUUCGUGAAAGGUGUAACAUCGCGUAGCAGCUCGAAAAGUUAUUCAGUCAAGGAUGAAACGUCUUCGGAAAUUAUGGCGGUCAUAAAGUUAGACAAUAUAACAGUAGGGCAAACUUCUUGGAAGCCUUGUUCACAACAGGCAUGGGAUCAGCGCUUCUCCAUCGAUCUAGAUCGUUCGCGUGAGCUGGAGAUUGGCGUUUACUGGCACGAUUGGCGUUCGCUGUGUGGCGUAAAAUUCUUGAGAUUAGAGGAAUUCAUUGACGAUGUACGGCACGGCAUGGCACUGCAAUUGGAGCCACAAGGUCUACUCUUUGCCGAGAUUAAAUUCCUUAAUCCAAUGAUAUCGCAAAAACCAAAACUGCGUCGGCAGCGCAUGAUCUUCAAUAAGCAACAGGUAAAGAAUAUACCACGUGCCAAGCAGAUGAAUAUCAAUGUGGCCACCUGGGGUCGUUUGCUGAAGCGCAAUACGCCUUCUAGUUCACACUUAGCCGCCGAAGGUACGCCACGUGGCAAUUCACGCGACAGCGAAUCGCCAAUUUCGCGUUCGCCUUCGUCUGGUACCAUCGAUGUCGAGCCGGAGCCUUAUUCACCAGGGCAGCAAGCACGCAAUUUGGAGUAUGACCCCGAUGCGGGCAUACACGAACACGUCGAAACACCCGGAGAAUGUCCCGAUCCCGAAGUGAGCGGUUUGAGCGGCAUGCGGCCACUGUCGAUGCAGGGUAUUGCAGUGCUGCCACCGGAAGUGCCUUCACAAUCUCCACAGUCUCUGCAACAGCAGCAGCAGCAACAACAACAAAACCAGCUGCAGCAACAGCAUUUGUCUACGAAAAACAAUAAUUUACAAUUGCAAAUCGCUGGCAAGCAUAGCUCAGUAGCGGCGGCGGCAGCGUCGACAGAACCUGCCAGCGGCGGCGGUUUGUCCAUGGGCUCAAGACCCACAUCGAAGUUGCCAACACCUACACAGACACAGCCUCCACCAAUACCGAGCACUGCGCCUCCAAAACUCGAUCCCGAGUUACAGAAUGCACUGCGUGAAUUCGAUUUUCUCAAUCAAAUGGACUCACAACCCAAUACGCUGCAACGGCCUGCCCACCAAUACGGCAGCCGUCAGCAGCAGCCGCCGCCACAACAACUGUCGCAACAAAAGCCACAACAACAGCCAUUGCAGCAGCAGUACAUUGCCUCAGCCGCACAGCAAAUACUCCAGCCUUAUCAUACACCACUGCCCACUCAACAUCCAACGCCGUUGCAUCAAUACCAGCCACAACCGACGUCCCAGCAGCCACAACAGCUGCUGUCCGCUGGUGUUGGUGGUGGUGGUCAGGGUGGUCAGGGUGGUCAGGGUCGUCAGCAAGGUUCAAUGCCGACAACACCGGAACUCAAUAGCAGCCAAAUGACGGCGCCGAAUUUUGCGAAUGCUACAACGGCGAACAACAACAACAGCAGCAGCAAUUACAACAUGUCGCAUGUGGCACGUCAAACUAGUCAAAGUAGUUUCAGAAAUCAACAACAAAACUACGUCAACAACAAUAAUGCAAACGUAAAUGCGGCGAUGGGUGUUGCUGGAACAACAGGUGGCAUGGGCAAUAUAUAUCAUCGUCCGGUGCUGGCCAUGCCGCCGGUGAUAUUGAUGGGCGGCGAGUUGGCAGCCAAUGAUAUGAGCAGCCCGAUAAUUGAAAUGCCGCCAUCGCCAGCGCCAAGUGGAAUGCCAAUUGUGGAGUAUCCCGAUGACGAUGAGUACGCGCACGACGCUUCAGCAACGAGUUACAGCACCGGUGUCGGUGAUCGUUUCUGUGUCGAGGCGCAUAUUAAUGUUGUCCAUAUAACAAUUGAACCUUUAACAACAACAACAACACUUCCGACAACAACCACGAGCGUACACUCUGCCGAUAAAUAUAAUGAGAUCGCCAUUUCGCCAACAACAACGACAUCAGCAGCAUUGUCUGAUAUUGAAAUUGAAACUGAAAUCGAACUUGAAACGAAGAGUCUGAGCGAUUGCAUAGAAUCGAGCGAUUGCAUUGAAUCAGUCGCAGUGACGGAAUUGUCGUAUAAAACUGAAAGUGAUAAAUUAGAAACGAAAAGUGCAAUAGAAAAUUCAGUACAGAUUAUACCACAAUUUGGAAAUUUAUCGGUCAGCAGCAACAACAACCAGCAACAGAAGCAAUAUGUACCAGAUUCGCCGAUCAUCCAAGAGCCGCCCACACCUACAGUCUAUGGACAGUCGGCUGGGCAAGGGCCUCAUUUCCCACAGGCGGCACAGCGCCAAAACUAUGCAGCACCUACAGCCACAGUCUACCAGCAGCAACAACAACAGCAGCAGCAGCCCAUCUACCAGAAUCAGUAUGAACUCAAUGCUGUCCCUAUGCCGCCACCAAACGCUGCAACGGCUGGCGGUGGUCGUCGCAAUGUUUCACGCGGUUUGCAAUAUCGCGACUCGGCAUACGAAUCACGCCGCCAGUCACAGGCAAUGGGUGGCGGAAAUGGGCCACCCGGUAUGCUGGCAAUUGAGAAUUUCCGGCUGCUCAGCGUUUUGGGACGCGGCCACUUUGGCAAGGUUAUACUGUCACAAUUGCGCAGCAAUAAUCAGUACUUUGCCAUCAAAGCGCUGAAAAAGGGCGACAUCAUAGCACGUGACGAAGUCGAAUCGUUGUUGAGCGAGAAGCGCAUUUUCGAAGUAGCCAAUGCGAUGCGUCAUCCAUUUCUGGUCAAUUUGUUUGCGUGUUUCCAGACCGAUCAACACGUUUGCUUCGUUAUGGAGUAUGCGGCUGGUGGUGAUCUGAUGAUGCACAUACAUACAGAUGUAUUUUCAGAGCCGCGCGCUGUAUUCUACGCCGCUUGCGUGGUGUUGGGUCUGCAGUAUUUGCAUGAAAACAAAAUUAUUUAUCGUGAUUUGAAGCUCGAUAAUCUACUUUUGGACACAGAUGGUUAUGUAAAAAUCGCUGAUUUCGGCUUGUGCAAGGAGGGUAUGGGCUUCGGCGAUCGAACCGGCACCUUCUGUGGGACGCCCGAAUUUUUGGCGCCCGAAGUUCUCACAGAAACAUCAUAUACGCGCGCUGUGGACUGGUGGGGUUUGGGAGUUUUGAUAUUCGAAAUGCUUGUAGGCGAGUCACCAUUCCCGGGUGACGAUGAGGAGGAAGUUUUCGACUCAAUUGUUAACGAUGAAGUGCGCUAUCCGCGAUUUUUAUCACUUGAGGCCAUUGCAAUCAUGCGUCGGUUACUGCGUAAGAAUCCAGAACGUAGAUUAGGUUCAUCAGAGCGCGAUGCUGAAGACGUCAAGAAGCAAGCGUUCUUCCGCUCUAUCAGUUGGGAUGAUUUAUUGCUGCGCAAGGUGAAACCGCCAUUUGUGCCCACCAUUAACCAUCUCGAGGAUGUGUCGAAUUUCGAUGAAGAAUUUACUUCCGAAAAACCACACCUGACGCCUCCAAAAGAACCAAGACAUUUGACUGACGAAGAGCAAAUGUUCUUCCAAGAUUUUACGUACACAGCGGAUUGGUGUUGAUGUUAAAAGCAGCUAAGCCAAGCUAUGGCAAAUAAAAAAAUCGAGCAAAAUCUUGUAAUGCCCUUGCGUUAUAUACAUACAUACAUACAUAUACACAUACCCGUACACAAGUGGAAGACUUUUUGCAUGCAGUACACAAGUGGAAGACUGUUCAAAAUGAUGGUCAUUGGGACACUUAUUUAAAAUUUUAAAAAUAUUCGACUUUCUUGAAAGCAAAAAUAAUGUUUUAAACUCUACUUGUUCAAAUGUUUGUCGGCCGGUGUGUUAUCAGCGCUGUUUAAUUUGAUUGUAUGCUAGUUUUUAAGUGAAAAUUAUGAAAUACAUAGAACAGUUAGUUCUGCUAGUUACACAUAUACAUACAUACAUACAAGCAUAAAUACACUACGUAAUAAAAUGAGACAACAAACACAUACUAUUUAAGUGAAACGUGGAAAAUGAGAAAUUAUUUAUAAAUAUUUACAUAUGCAUGUACGCGAAUAUACAUAUUUACAUUAAUAAAAAUCUAGCUUGCGUCGAGUUUAUUACAUUAUUAAAAACAAAUGCAAAACUAUAGUUUGCUUAACGCAAAGAAGUUGAGAUGUUUCGUUUAACAGAAAAAAAAUCAAAAAAUAAAAAUUAGUUUAGGUAGAUACGUAAAUUUUUUUGGGACGCUUGCAAACAACCUUAUAAAUACAUAGCUGACUAACCAAGCCGUGUAAAAAGAAAAAUGUUUUUAAAAAUAUUUAAAGAAAUUAAAACACAAUUUCUAUGCAUUUUAUCCGCAUCGUUUGUUUUAUAAAAAAAUAAUUAUUGGAGAGAUGCAUCUAUUUUAAAGAAAAGGAUACGUAUUAUGUUGAAGAAAUGUCUGCAUGCCUUUAGAAAUAGCGGGUUUAAAAUUAUUAUUAAGGAAAUGGUUAGUUUCCACCAAAUGUUUUGUGAAAAAAAAAACAAAAAAAAAAACAGAAACGGCAACAAAAAUCAACUCUAAUCCCGCAGCUUUGCUCCUGUAAUACGUUAACCAAUUGUUGAGCGUUUUAGCAGUUAUCAAAGUUACGAUAACAUCGUACUUGUAUUGAUGACAGUGAAUGCAACGCAAUAACAAAUAAAAAAACAUUUUAAAAUUUCAUAAGCAGUUUUAAACACAUACACACAUAUGCAAGCAAUAAGUAAAUACUAACCUAAAAUGCAUGAAACAAAUGCAUACGCAUAGAUAUACAUACAUAUAUUUUAAAAUGCAAAACAGAAUGAAAUGUGAAAUGAAAUUAAAGGACUUUAUACAAUUUAUUUUUUUGAAUUUUUAAUGAUGGUUAGACGAAAACUAAAAAUUAAGAAUAAAAGUUCAGGUUUUCACUUGAGAACAUUUGCUCAAAAACCAUAACACUUUUCAAAAAAAAAAAAAAAAAA